Molecule: messenger RNA, 1558 nt
Organism: Aspergillus caelatus
Lineage: Eukaryota; Fungi; Ascomycota; Eurotiomycetes; Eurotiales; Aspergillaceae
Exons: 4
Coding region: 93-959 (288 amino acids)
Source: RefSeq, a predicted model, not a curated record
GCCCUUCUUACUCCGUAUCCGUGCUCUGAACCCAUCCUCCCCCGGGAGUCAGUUUGUCCCUUACUUCUGCGGUGCCACACCGGCUAGUAGCCAUGAGACAAGGAUAUCAUUAUUUGUUGGAGGGCGUCCUUCUCAGCCUGAUUCUUCGAUUUCUGCCUUGUGUUUCCGCGACGACAUGCUACCUCCCAAAUGGUGAGGUGGCCCCCAGCGACCAACCUUGCUUUCCUCAGAACCCGGUCUCCUCGUGUUGUGGAGGUAGCACCUAUGUUUGCUCAACAAACAACAUGUGCGCUCACUACAGCGGAGAAUACUUUGUCAUUGGCAGCUGUACUGAUAAAACCUGGAAUUCGCCAGCCUGUCCGGGGUACUGUUUCUUCAGGGACCAUAUCCAUAACUCGGUCUUCCGAUGCUCAGCAGAUAAAUACUGCUGUGCUGAUGGCCCUACUUGUAACUGCACAACAGGCAUCAAUACGCAUGACAUUCAGGACUUUUUGCCUCCAUACGCCGAUCUUGUCGGGUCCUCUAUCACCAUCAAUACGGCUGUCGUGACAAGCUCCCUGUUCACCCCCAUUGGAGCAACUUCUACACCGAUGACAUCGGCCCCAGCUUCCACGACUGAGACGUCAUCUACAGCCUCGACUACAUCUACCAGACCAGUAUCGACAUUAUCAAACGUAUCACCAUCACCUUCAUCAACUGGAGCAACUGGGGAGGAGAAUGUCUCUGGAAAUAACAGCGGUAUGAAAAUAGGUCUUGGAGUAGGAAUCUCGGUGGGUGUGGUGGCUAUUGGCCUCCUAGCACUAUGGUACAUGAUGUGGCGACGAUCCAAAAAGAACAAGCCAAACAUCCAGACACCAUACACACAAUAUAAAUCCCCAUCCCAUAACCAGACUCACCCACUAGCUGAGAUGCCAGGUGAGCCCCCAAGACCGCCGGGGCCGAUAUAUGAGGCUCCAUGAUCAUCCGAUGAGAAUCAUUAUUUCAAGUGAUUAAAUACAGCAAUACCCGGGUACCGUAUGUGGAAUCCUACAUGCGAUCCAGAUACCCUAUUAUAGCACGACCCGUCACUCCGCAACAUCCACCAGUAACCCUCCAGAAUAUCGAAUGUAAUAGAAUAUACCUUCCAAUUUCAAAAAGAGAUUGUGGUGGAGAAUUGGGUUUUGUAAGUAUAUUGAAUUAGAGAUGUUACACAACUAGUUAGCUAUCAUUCUACAUUAUACCAUUACACCCUCAUUUUCUUGACAUUUUCUUUGUCAAAGAAGAGGUUAAUUGGAAGUGGCCAACAGAUUGCGUCGCAAAGCACGACAUUAAGAUACAUAUCACUUGCCUCAAGUCGCCAAAGGAGGAUUAAGUCGCACAUUGCCCCAACGCUGUUAUCGAACUCCCCUUAAUUCAUCAGGGACCGAUAACGCAAGUUUUGACUGAUUAAUCAAACGAUUGGAUGGGUACUUCAUUGAAAUCACCCACCCUACAGUCAACCCGGAGAGCAAGUUAGCUAGUAGAGGAGAAUGCAAUUUUACAUCGCACACUAGCAAAUCUACCAAAACUUCAUGCCCUU